Fusarium redolens is the source of this 3327-nucleotide messenger RNA. Its product is annotated as glycosyl hydrolase catalytic core-domain-containing protein. The record is from RefSeq and is a predicted model, not a curated record. The coding region runs from base 1 to 3327 and encodes 1108 amino acids. NCBI's taxonomy places the organism in Eukaryota, Fungi, Ascomycota, Sordariomycetes, Hypocreales, Nectriaceae. Gene Ontology annotation, molecular function: GTP binding; GTPase activity. The transcript has 12 exons.
AUGGUGGUCGCACACUUCUCCUUACUGGCCCUGGCCCUAUUUGCGAUCUCAUGUAUCGCCAUAUCGAAAGACUUCUACCCGUCCUCAAAACGAGGACUCAUCUUCAUACCAGAUUCUGACUUCCCCAGCGAUGAUAAAGUCUGGGUCAAGAAAGGCUCGGACCUGACGUGGUAUUACAACUACAAAAUGUAUCCAAGCUCUGUCUACGAGAACUAUACCUCACUUCAGUUCGUACCCAUGCUAUGGGGAGCGCCUGAUGGUUUCGAUGACACAACGUUUCUGGAAAAUGUUACGGCGCAGAUCAUUGGAGGACGAAAUGUUACCUACGCCAUGGACUUCAAUGAGCCUGAUAACUCAAUGGCCAACGGAGGCAGCGACAUCAAGCCUGUAGAUGCAGCCAAGUAUUGGAUCAAGCAGCUAGAGCCCCUGAGAAACUUGGGCGUCUCCCUUGGUGCACCAGCGGUGACUGGCGCUCCGUCUGGCUUCAGUUGGCUUACCAACUUUACAGAAGCUUGCAACGGCAGCUAUCAAUUGAUCCCCAAUGAUGGUUUACCUGGCCAUGUCACUGGCUUAUCACUGGGCACGUCAACGCCCGUCCCUAUGGUAGCUAUCAUUGGAGACAAGUGCUCUGGGAAGACAGCUUUGUUCGAGGCUCUUUCUGGUAUAUAUUUGCAUGGCUCUAGGCUCUCGGCCACGAGAUUCCCCAUCCAUACCUACUUUAUAUACACAAGCCGGACAGGGACAGCGUUAAAAGCAGGAAUCAAACCGGGGAAAUUUGAUGGACAGAACAAGGACCUUUCAAACCACCUACAGAGUUUUGAGGUGAAAUAUCAGGGAGACUUCACAGCCAUCAAUCUCUCUGAAAUUGUCCGCCAGGCAACAGAUCACAUGCAGAUCGCGACGGCAUUCUCAGACGACAAGGAAGAAGAAGAGCAACAAGUAUCCGACAAUGUUCUUGUCAUUGAAAUUUUAGGCCCGGACUUUUUCAGCAUGGAAAUCGUCGAUACCCCUGGGCUCUCAUCAAUCUUACAUCUCGCAGGCGCGACGAUUGGUGAGGCACAAGAACUAACCAGAGCUCUUAUCAUGGAUCUUCUCAGGCAACCUAACGCCAUCAUUCUGUCAGUUUUACCCCUGACUGUCUCGAAUAUAAUACUCAUGGAUCCCAGAGCUGUGGUUGAUGCCACGAACGAUAUGAGCAACCAAGAGGGGCCGAAGCUUGCGCAAGCGGCUGAUGUGACAGGUAAUCGUACCGUCGCAGUCGUAACCAAGUGCGACCUUGUUCCCAUGGAGGCCAGAAGACAUGUGUUGAGGGCUAUGCGUAACAAGGAACGUUAUCUUGGUCAUCCUUGGUUCGCUGCUAGAAGUCUCUCAGACGAGGAACGUGAUCAAGACUGUACUCUCGAUAAGCGGAAUUCCAUUGAGAACUCGUUCUUUUCACAGGAACAAUGGGCGACUGUGAAGCGCCGGCGCGUGGGAGCUUUAGCUCUCAAGCACCACCUUGAGGCCAGGGUGAACGCCAUGCUUCAGGACAAUGUCGAGCUGCUGAUGACGAGGCUCAACACUUCAUCACAUUCAGUUGCGCCGGUGUAUCCCAUCAACAGCUUUGCCACUAGAGAAACCACAGACGGAGUACAGUCAGUCAAUAUCUAUGCAACGUCGGAAGGCACUGUAGUGACAGAUACCGAUCUGGAAUUCGCUUCUGAUGCGCCGAGGCCAACACAGCUGCUCAACGCCAUCACCGUUGCCUUGACUGUAGCCGUAUGUCUCUCGCUUAUAGGGCUUGGUUGUCGCACAAUGGCACUCGAGAUUGCGAGCGAGGGAGGUUGGACUCGCUUGCUGCUUCUGCUGACUCCUGUUCCACAAAUUGUCUUGAGCUUGUUCUUCUGCCAGGCUAUCAAAGUUACCAUCUUCCAGAUGGUUGGACCAGUCACCCAACUGAAAGUCAACUCCAAGUAUUAUUCAGCAAAGCGAACAAGGCGCCUCGACGACACAAAAAUACCAUUGCCUCACGUCACCAUCCAAUGUCCGGUAUAUAAAGAAGGCUUGGAGGGAGUAAUCAGGCCAACGGUACGGUCCCUAUCUACUGACAUCCGAAAUUAUGAAUAUUUCAGCGGCACCGCCAGUAUAUUCGCUGAUGAACGACGCAUGUUCCAUAAGGAGAACAAUAUCAACUGGGUUGCCCGGCCACCGCAUAAUCCUGAUGACAAAGGCAUAAGCAGAUUCAUACGCCGUGGCAAGUUCAAGAAAACAUCGAAUAUGAAUUAUGCACUGGGUAUCAGUCUCAAGGUAGAAGACAAGCUGGGCACAGCUUAUCAAAGACGCUUGGAUGAAGUCCUUUCUGAAGAACUAGGCCGGGCUUGUGUCGGAGGUGACAUCAGAGUUGGCGACUACAUACUUCUCGUGGACUCUGACACCCGCGUUUCAACGGACUGCCUGAUUGACGCCGUCAGUGAGCUUGGGGCUUCUCCCAAAGUAGCCAUACUGCAGUUCACCUCUGGUGUCAUGAAUGUCACUACAAGCCACUUCGAAAGUGGCAUCACCUUAUUCACCAAUCUCAUUUAUACAGCUAUUACCUACGCAGUUGCCAACGGCGAUGUCUCCCCGUUCGUCAGCUUCAAAGGUCACGACAACCUUGUCAACAACGGGAAGGAUCCAAACUCAACAACCCCGCACGAGAAGUUAUGGUCCGAGUCCCACGUUUCGGAAGACUUUGAUGUUUCUAUCCGGCUACAAACUUUAGGGUGUCAGAUUCGCUUGGCGACUUACUGUGGCGACGGCUUCAAAGAGGGCGUCUCACUCACUGUUAACGACGAGCUUUCCCGCUGGCAAAAGUAUGCAUAUGGCUGCAGCGAGCUUCUUUUCUAUCCUGUGAGAGACUGGUGGAAACUUGGCAUCUUCACACCCCUUUUCAAACGCUUCAUUAUGUCGAAUAUGCCACUGGGGUCUAAAAUCACAAUCAUGUCUUACAUUGGCACAUAUUACCCCAUCGGCUAUUCAUGGAUUGGUUCGCUAUUGAACUACUCCCUCAUUGGGUGGCUCAACGGAGAGCUCGACCACUACUACAUGAGCAGCUGGCGUGUCUGGGUGGCCCUUGUUGUUGUUUUCUCUAUAGCUGGUAACAUCACACUCGCUUUGAUCCGAUACCGCUCUCAGCAGGUCAGCGUACUGAAACAGCUCUGGACCUGCUUCAAAUGGGUCCUUCUUAUGUUUGUUUUCCUGGGCGGCAUAUCGAUGCAUGGGUUUCAAGUAUGUAUUCGCCUUUUGUCUUGCGGUAAUUGCGUUGAUGAUCUGCGGAGUCUAUGCCUUCCCCUACUUAUGGAGGAUUAA